AUGAAUCCAUUUCGAAGAUUGUUCUCAAUUCAAUCGACUUCAUCAGCCAGUUAUCUUAAAAUCAAUGAACAAGUGAAACAAGCGCUUUUCGAAAAGAAAGGAGUGGUGGCGUUAGAGUCGACGAUUAUCGCUCACGGAAUGCCCUAUCCAACAAAUCUCAACACUGGACACGAACUGGAGGAGAUCAUCCGAUCUGAGGGAGCAGUGCCGGCCACAAUUGCAAUUAUGGAUAAAAAAAUCCACAUCGGUCUUUCCGAAAGAAAAAUGGAAAGAAUCGCUAAAUCGAAAGAUGCUUUGAAAGUAUCAAGGAGAGAUAUUGCGAAAUGUUUGGCUAUGAACUCAGUGGGUGCCACAACAGUCGCAUCAACGAUGUGGGCGGCUCAUCAAGCCGGCAUUCGUGUAUUUGCCACUGGAGGGAUUGGAGGCGUUCAUCGAUAUGCAGAUCAAACAUUCGAUAUCUCAGCCGAUCUCCAAGAACUCGCUACAACACCAGUGACGGUGGUUUGUGCUGGCGUUAAAAGCAUUCUCGAUAUCCCGAAAACCGUUGAAUACCUGGAAACACACAGCGUCAACACAAUUGUCUACUCGGAGAAGAACGCUUUCCCGGCUUUUUUCACUCAAGAAUCCGGAUCAAAGGGACAAUUCAACACCAAAGAUCUUGAGAAAGUCGCUAGAAUUAUAGAAACUUCAAAACAAUUGGGCCUACCAGCCGGAACGAUUUUGGCUUGUCCGAUUCCAUUGGAGCAUUGCGGAGAUGGGAGAUUGAUUGAAGAAGCGAUACAACAAGCGCUAGAAGAAGCAAAAGCUGAGAACAUCACCGGCCAAGCAGCUACUCCAUUUCUUUUGUCUCGAGUCAAAGAACUUACUGGAGGGAAAUCACUGGAAGCUAAUGUCGCUCUGGUAAAGAACAAUGCCAGGAUUGCAGCCAGAUUAGCGAAGAUUUUGGCUGAAAGAUCUUCGUCACCAGCUCCAAGUGGGACUAUUUGCUUUGCUCCACCGAAGAAGAUUCAAGAAGCGAAAAAGAAGCCACGAGUGGUGACUCUCGGUGCAGCAAUUUGCGACUUUGAGGCAAUCACACAAGAAAACGUGCAAGUUUGU
Mesorhabditis belari is the source of this 1098-nucleotide messenger RNA. The record is from the annotation of a GenBank genome assembly. NCBI's taxonomy places the organism in Eukaryota, Metazoa, Nematoda, Chromadorea, Rhabditida, Rhabditidae.